GCAAUCUCUGGGGCACACGGUUUGGCCGGCGGUGAAGCAAGGUGAAGUAAACCACACACGGAAUUCCAGCGGCAGCCAGCACCGCCUCGCCUCGGUGACACCAAUAAAAUUCUCUUCUCCAACCUCAACUGCGUGUCCGGGAAACAGAAGAGACGAGGAGCAAGCACGACUUCUAGAAACCGUCCAUUUAUUUCUCGUUGAAUUUAUCUGAAUUUAUUUCCUUUCGGCUCGUGUCCCCAUUUUUCUCUGCUCCUCAAGAUCCCCGCCCUCCCCGCGCGCUGCUCCCCCGGCCCCAGCCGCCGACCACCACCUGCUCGACGGGGCCGCCGCGAUGAUCCAGCUGCUGUUCGCGCUGCUGGCCGCGGAGGCGGCGCUGGCGCUGUCGCUGCUCUACCGCACGCCCGCGCGCCGCCUGGCCCUGCUCGCCGUCGACCGCGCCAAGCGCGGGCGCGGGCCCGUCAUGGCCAGGACCGUCGCGGCCACCAUGCUCGUCGUGCUCGCCUCCAGCAGCUACAGCGUCGCCAAGAUCGGCCGCCGCGCGGGGGAACUCGGCCAGCUCACGCCCACCGACCAGGUGCUCACCAGCCGGCACCUCCUCGAGGCAUCACUCAUGGGAUACUCCCUGUUUCUUGGAUUAAUUAUUGACAGGCUACAUCACUAUAUCAGAGAACUGCGGUCGAUGAAGAAAAACAUGGAGGCUGUAACAAAGCAGAGCCGAACAUUAGAAGAAGCAAAACUUGGAGGUGCGGAGGAGAUUCAAGGAUACCAGAAAGAGAUUGCCAGUCUGAAUGAACAGGUGAAAGUACUUAAGAGCCAGUCACAAACGAAAGCAGAGGAAUUAAAAACUGCUGAAGCAAAUGCCUUGGCUUUACAAAAACAAUCUGAAGGUUUGCUUAUUGAAUAUGAGCAUCUCAUUGCGGAGAAAAUGGAGUUGAGGAACCAACUACAGUCAAUUGACCUCCGCAUGUCCCGUUCUGACAGCAAGAAGAAUUCAUAAAGGGAAGUGUGCAAUUUUGACGCGUGGAGCUUGUACUGUAAAUUUUCUGCCUAUCAGGUCUUACUUUAUGCCAUUGAUGUAUCGUGUAUCUAGUAUUAAUAUCGUAAUUACACAUGAAAUUGGGUACAUGGGUGAAAUAUAUCGGUUUCUGUAUGAGCUGAUAAUCUAUCCUGUAUGGCCUUAGUUUACCCAAACAUUAGAGAUUCACUACACUUCUGAGUUCUGAAGUUUUAUGCAUUCUUCAGAUAUUACUUAGUAUUUCAGAAAUAACAAUCGGCUUACCUUCAUAA
This is a messenger RNA of Phragmites australis (common reed), 1287 nucleotides long. RefSeq lists its product as uncharacterized. Lineage: Eukaryota; Viridiplantae; Streptophyta; Magnoliopsida; Poales; Poaceae. The record is from RefSeq and is a predicted model, not a curated record. Gene Ontology annotation, cellular component: endoplasmic reticulum; endoplasmic reticulum membrane. The transcript is spliced from 2 exons. The coding region runs from base 332 to 997 and encodes 221 amino acids. Gene Ontology annotation, biological process: endoplasmic reticulum to Golgi vesicle-mediated transport; intracellular protein transport.